Molecule: messenger RNA, 1251 nt
Organism: Impatiens glandulifera
Lineage: Eukaryota; Viridiplantae; Streptophyta; Magnoliopsida; Ericales; Balsaminaceae
Product: probable pectin methylesterase CGR3
Exons: 7
Coding region: 181-954 (257 amino acids)
Biological process (GO): pectin metabolic process
Molecular function (GO): methyltransferase activity
Source: RefSeq, a predicted model, not a curated record
UGGGCAGAAAACUAGGCAGCAGAUCUAGAUCCAGCCCACCAUUACUUGCGAAACUCACGUUUGUCGGUCUUCUUCUUCUUCUUGCUCUCAGUUCUCUCUCUCUCUCUCUCUCUCUCUCUCUCUCUCAGGCACGAAGUACAAACCCAAUCAGCUCCCCGGGCGUUUGAUAGCAAUACAAUUAUGUCAAGAAGGCCGUCCCGUCGUAUUGGUGAUGGUGGAAGUAUCCCAUUUAUUGGUUCUUUGCAAUCUAAAACACGGGCCUCUCCUUUAUUAUCCAUUGGCAUCAUGGUUGUGGGUGCAAUUUUUGUACUAGGAUACAUGUUUGGAGGCUCAGGUGGAUCUAACAGCAAUGUUGUCAGCAAGAUUGAAAGUGGUGCCUCAUGUACAACAGAGAUACAACAAGGAUUACCUUAUCUAAAGAAAGCAUAUGGCGACAGCCUACACAAGGUGUUGCAUGUGGGUCCCGACACUUGUUCUGUGGUUUCCAUGUUAUUGAAAGAAGAGGACACUGAAGCUUGGGGUAUAGAACCAUAUGACCUAGAAGAUGCUGAUAACAACUGCAAAAGUCUUGUACGAAAAGGAAUUGUGCGCGUAGCUGAUAUCAAGUUUCAUCUGCCCUAUCGUUCAAAAUCGUUUUCCCUUGUUCUUGUAUCCGAUGCUUUAGAUUAUCUCUCACCCAAGUAUCUGAACAAGACUCUUCCAGAGCUGGCAAGAGUAUCCACUGAUGGCAUUGUUAUUUUUGCUGGUUAUCCAGGUCACCAGAGAGCUAAAGUAGCUGAGCUCUCCAAAUUCGGUCGCCCGCCAAAAAUGCGAAGCUCGUCGUGGUGGAUAAGGUAUUUCGUGCAGACAAGCUUAGAAGAAAACGAGGCUGCUACGAAGAAGUUUGAACAAGCUGCAUCCAAGAAAUCGUAUAAGCCAGCUUGCCAAAUUUUCCAUCUCAGGUCUUAUAAUUAAUUAAUUAUAUAUCUAUUGAUCUUAUUAUUAUUAUUAAUAGUAGUAUUAAGUUAAUAAGAAUCGUGUUGGUAACUUUAUUCAUUUCUUUUUCAUCAUUCAAGUGUCUGUCAUAUAAACACGUGUAUUUGCCUUGUCAAAAUUGUGUCCACGCACCACGCCCUCAUAGAGAUAAAUCACAUACGAAUGAAAUUCCUUCGAUUUGGGUGUUGAGGCAUUAUUAAUACAGCCUUAUAAUUAGAUUUUGUGUAUGAAACAAACAUUCUUUAAUCUUUUGCAUAAUGAUUCUUUGAUUUGUGA